AUGGACCGAAGAUCUUCGCACGAUUCCGACAGUGAGCAUGAUGUCAACGAGAUCUUGAAUCGCGAACCUAAUGAUCCGAAUACCAUAAUCACGUUUGCGCCGGAGCAGCGCUUUCGCCUAGGGUAUCUGUCGGUGAUGGGUCUUGUAGUGAACAGAAUGAUAGGCUCCGGCAUUUUCAAUAUUCCAAGUACUGCCAUGCAAGGCACCCGUAGCGUCGGUAUCACACUACUCUUCUGGCUUUGCGGUGUCAUCUACACACUCGCUGGAACCCACCUGUUUAUCGAGUAUGGCCUCACCACACCCCGUCACAAGAUUGACGGCGUAGAGCAAGGCGUACCACGCAGUGGCGGCACAUUGAACUACCUUCAAUAUGUAUUUAUGCGACCGGCAUACCGGAAGCGAACGGUCAUGUUCUCGACCUGUGUCUUCGGAGUUGCGUAUAUCAUCCUCGGCAACAUGGCAGGCAACUGUAUGAACCUCGCCGUGCGCGUUUUCGAGGCAGCUGGCGUAAGCCCAGAGAAUGCGCCCGUACGCGGUGUCGCAAUUGCCGCAGCGACACUUUCGUGCUUCGUGCACGCCGUAUCGCGACGAGGGGGAAUAUGGUUGAGCAAUAUCUUCGCCGUAAUCAAAGUUAUAAUCUUGCUGUUCAUCAUCGUUACCGGCGUCAUGGCCUAUGCCGGUUUCUUCGACUCCGAGAGCUUCGCGUCCGAGAAUCUGGCACCAAAGAACGCGUUCUCCGGAGCUGCAGAUGAUUCUUACGGGUAUGCGCAAGCCUUCCUGGGCAUCAUCUUCGCAUUCAACGGGUUCGAACAGCCCAACUACGUCCUUGGAGAGAUAGGUCGACCACGCAAGAAGUUCCCUUGGGCGACUAUAAUGGCUGUGAGCCUAGUGUGCAUACUGUAUGUUGCCGUCAAUAUUGUCUACAUGAUCGCAGUUCCGGAAGAAGACCAGAUCCUAGCCGGAGGUAAUGUGGCGUUGCAGUUUUUUGAGAGGACGUUCGGCAACCUGUCACCAGACGACAAUCGCGCGCAGCGUAUCCUCUCUGCUUUCCUGGCAAUAUCAUCCUUUGGCAACAUCAUCGUCAUGACCUUCACCGCAGCCCGCGUGAAGCAGGAGAUAGCAAAAGAAGGUAUCCUGCCGUGGCCCAAGUUCUUCGGCCAGAACCGCGACAUCUCUUUCGGCCGGUUCCUUAAGUGGGCUCGCAAAACGCCCCUGAUCAAUCGGCCUUUCCAUGGCAUUCUGCAGCUACGUUUCCUCGAUCCUAGCGAACACUCACAAGAGACACCAGUUGGCGCCUUGUUUCUCCACUGGGUAUUUUGCAUCGUCCUCAUCAUUGCCACAUGGGGCCAAUAUCCGAACGACGCCUAUGGAGUGCUCAUCAGCAUGUUCACAUACGCCCACACGGUUUUCGGUCUCAUGCUAUCGGUUGGAAUGCUGUAUUUGCGCUUCGCUUCCAGCUGUGACUGGCGCAACAAAGCGAGCGGCUUCGUGCCCUUCUUCAGCAUCCUGGCGGCUUUCCUCUUCGGCCUGGGUAACCUGUUCCCAAUGGUUGCGCUCUGGGUACCGCCGUUCGGAGAGUUUGCGCGGACGACCAUCAAGCCAAUCUCAUGGUUUAUCACGCCCAUCGUGUCAUGGUGUGUGCUAGCCGUGGGCGCCUUGUGGUGGCUUGGCUUUCUGGCGGUCGCCAAGCGCAUCGAGAGCAAGAAAGGCAACAUUUUCACGGUGGAGAAGCGGCCGGAGUUCGACAGAGAUCCUCCAGAUAGCGGAGAUUUUGUGCAGGUUCAUGAGACAGUCUAUCUUGCGUGGGUCGCAAAGGAAAGCAUGGAAGAUAGGGAACUCCUCGAGAUGGAGCACGCUACACCUGACUAUGCGAGAACAGCGUAG
This is a messenger RNA of Coniosporium apollinis CBS 100218, 1884 nucleotides long. RefSeq lists its product as uncharacterized. Bases 1 to 1884 code for a protein of 627 amino acids. Lineage: Eukaryota; Fungi; Ascomycota; Dothideomycetes. Gene Ontology annotation, molecular function: L-amino acid transmembrane transporter activity. The record is from RefSeq and is a predicted model, not a curated record. Gene Ontology annotation, cellular component: membrane. The transcript is spliced from 4 exons. Gene Ontology annotation, biological process: amino acid transmembrane transport.